Molecule: messenger RNA, 1091 nt
Organism: Epinephelus fuscoguttatus (brown-marbled grouper)
Lineage: Eukaryota; Metazoa; Chordata; Actinopteri; Perciformes; Serranidae
Product: carcinoembryonic antigen-related cell adhesion molecule 16-like
Exons: 7
Coding region: 1-1044 (347 amino acids)
Source: RefSeq, a predicted model, not a curated record
AUGUGUAUCGAGCUGGACUGGUCCAACACAAAGGAUGUCAUGGAGCUGUUGUCAGAGAGGACACGUUUCAGCGUGGACAACAGGAUGCUCGGGACGGCUGCUUGUUUGGUGCUUGUUUUAUCAGCUAUGUGUGCAGGUGAGGGUAUCUUACCUCCAGGACCCCUGAGCGGAGCUGUGGCAGGCACAGUGAAGUUCACCACCACCCUCAGACCUCCUGCGAGUCCAUUCCUCUCAGUCAGCUGGAGCUUCAAAGGGGUGAACAUCAUCACCUCCACCAGCACUGAUAUCAUCGAGCCCGGGCAUGCCAACAGGAUCACACUGGACCGAGCCACGGGGUCCCUGGAGCUCAGGAACCUGCUGCCCGAGGACAGCGGGGAGUACACCGUCACCAUCAUACCAGACGGAGGGCUGCAGAAACAGGGGAGGACCAGACUGGAUGUGUAUGCACUAAUAACCGGAGCCACCAUCCGCAGCCCUGCAGCCAUCUUGAUAGAAGACAGAAGCUCCACCAACCUGAGCUGCGAGGCCUCCGGCUCCAUCAGCACCAGAGUGUGGACGAAGGAUGGCCGUCCGCUUUAUCCGAAUGACAGAGUCAGCUUCUCCAUGGACAACAGGACGGUCUUCAUGCAGCCUGUUCACAGCUCCAACCACGGCACCUACCAGUGUCGACUCAGCAACCCAGUCAGCACCAUGACCGCGACCCACGAUCUCACUGUCAACUUUGGACCACAUAACAUAUCAAUUAUUGGACCAUCAGCAGCAGCACCCGGCCGCAGAGUCACCCUGCAGUGCACAGCGGACUCUGUCCCUCCAGCAAACUUCAGCUGGACGUUCAACAGCAAUGAGACACAUGUUAACACCUCCAUGUUUGUCAUAGAGAGGCUGGGGACAGAGAGCAUUGGCAAUUACACCUGCACUGCCAGAAACAUGGUGACCAUGCUGGAAAACUCCACAGUUCUGAAUCUGAGAGCAUCCUGCACUGCUCCCGGCUGGUCGUUUUCACUGCUGCUGAUCAGUGCGCUGACUCUGAGAGGGUUACUGUGACAUGAAGAGGCAGAUUCUUCCUUCCGAUGUGUUUGCUUAUGACAGAG